This is a messenger RNA of Impatiens glandulifera, 1062 nucleotides long. Its product is annotated as protein LIKE COV 1-like. Lineage: Eukaryota; Viridiplantae; Streptophyta; Magnoliopsida; Ericales; Balsaminaceae. Gene Ontology annotation, cellular component: Golgi apparatus. Gene Ontology annotation, biological process: stem vascular tissue pattern formation. The record is from RefSeq and is a predicted model, not a curated record. Bases 83 to 877 code for a protein of 264 amino acids. The transcript has 7 exons.
ACUCUUCGAAAUUUGGAAACAAUCUAACGAGAGAGAGAGGGUGGAAAUUGGCGGAAGAGUGACACAGGUGAGUUAAGAAUUAAUGGGGGACGACAAGUCUUCGAAGGUAAUGGCGACCAGAGAGAGAGAUCGGGAGCUUCUUAUACCAGUCGCCGCCGCCGGAGUUGACGACUCUUCCAAAGCCUCCUCCUCUUCCUCCUCCUCUGCGUCUUCCUCUCAUCACUCCGGCCGUGAGACCUUUUACAAAGUUAUGCAGAGCUGGGCUUCAAAAAAGUUCAUGACUGGAUGCGUCAUCCUAUUCCCCAUCGCUGUCACAUUCUAUAUAACAUGGUGGUUUAUUCAUUUUGUGGAUGGAUUUUUCUCUCCGAUUUAUGCUCAACUCGGCAUUGACAUCUUUGGUCUUGGUUUUAUGACAUCCAUCACAUUCAUCUUCGUGGUGGGAGUGUUCAUGUCAUCUUGGUUAGGGACAUCACUACUGAAUCUUGGCGAAUGGUUCAUAAAAAGGAUGCCAUUUGUUCGUCAUAUAUAUAAUGCCUCCAAGCAAAUAAGUUCAGCAAUUUCUCCAGAUCAGAAUAGUCAAGCUUUUAAGGAGGUUGCUAUCAUAAGGCACCCAAGAAUCGGCGAAUAUGCAUUUGGAUUCAUUACUUCGUCUGUUAUACUUCAGGAUCAUUCGGGUGAAGAGGAACUAUGUUGUGUUUAUGUGCCAACCAACCAUCUUUAUAUUGGUGACAUAUUUCUCGUCAAUUCAAAAGAUGUUAUUAGACCUAACCUAUCCGUUCGAGAAGGGAUCGAGAUUGUUGUCUCCGGUGGCAUGUCAAUGCCACAGAUCUUACAGAUCUUGCCUACGUUGGACCAAAGAAUUAAUCAAGUAGUUUGAAACCUUGAGACAACAAACAUUAGAUUUAGUAAAUCAUAUUUUGUUUGUUUUUUUUAUUUGAUUGUAUGUCAUAGAUUGACUGAUAUGCUAAUGCUUUCUUUUAUACGUAUCAUUCAAUAUUUUUUUAUUUUUGGAUUGUAGAAGUCAGUUCCUUCUAAGAUGUAUGAAAAUAUAUGUUUUGUAGA